Paralichthys olivaceus (Japanese flounder) is the source of this 2346-nucleotide messenger RNA. RefSeq names its product lectin, galactoside-binding, soluble, 9 (galectin 9)-like 3 (gene lgals9l3). Lineage: Eukaryota; Metazoa; Chordata; Actinopteri; Pleuronectiformes; Paralichthyidae. The record is from RefSeq and is a predicted model, not a curated record. Gene Ontology annotation, cellular component: nucleus; cytosol. Gene Ontology annotation, molecular function: carbohydrate binding; galactoside binding. Gene Ontology annotation, biological process: positive regulation of gene expression; negative regulation of type II interferon production; negative regulation of CD4-positive, alpha-beta T cell proliferation.
UGUUCUUCUCAAAUGCAUUGACAAGACGACGCGGUUGUCGUGAAGGAGGAAGUAACGGUGCAGCUGAGCUCGGUCGGAAUCUUUCUAUCUUCCCGGAUCUGCAGAAACACACACACACACACACACACACACACACACACACACACACACAACAGAGAAUUUAAUGUCAGAGCUCUCGAGUGAGUCCAGAAGAUUCGUGGUUAUGUUUGUCUCACUUUGCAUUUGAGGAAGAACUCGCAGGACACGAAUAAGCCAGGAACCAGGGGUGAUGUAGGUUUAAUGUGGAUCGGAUACUGGUUCAGAGCUGGAGCUCUGUUCAGACUGUGCUCUCUCUCUUAUCUCACAGUUUAAUGUCACUUAUUAUGGACGUUCGAUUCAUUUUAAUGCUGUUUAUAUGUUUUUAAUCUGCUCCUGUUUCAUUAUGGCACUCAUAAUUUUUAUUUUUCUCAGCAGAAAUGUUGAGGAAGUCAGCUCACUUUUCAUUAUAGCAUUCAUAACGUGCUCUUAUUAAACAUAUAUCUAUACAUAUUAUUUAUUGUUUUGAACCUCAAGAGGUGACAGAGAAUUUCCCCUUCACUCUUUUUUUGGAUAUUUGAAUCUGUGUGUGAAGUUUACGAUGAUUUCCUGCAGAAAUUAUGAGAACAUAAAAGUGAAAGUAAGCUCAAUAUUCAUCACUUGAACUGAACCUGAAAGACACAGAGGAGGGUUGGUUUAGUGACUGAAGCUUUGAGACAGGCAGAUAACACGCUGGUGGCUGAGCAUGUGAUCCUGUGAGCUGGGAUAACUUUCACUGGCAAGGCGGAGGUUUCACUGGAAGCUCGGCAAAACAAGUCUCCACUAGAAGACGUCUUUACAUCGAGACCAGAUGUGGAACUCGUGCCAUGUGCCAGGAUCACCACACUCACACGGGGAAGGAGGAGGCACACAGAUGACAGUAUAAAACAUGCAACAUGGGGUUGUGAUAUUUAUCCUCUGCGAUAAAACCUAAUGGUUCUUUUAAUUAUCGUCCCCUUCACUGGGUCGAUCCAUGGGGGUCUGCAGGAGGGGAAGGCGAUCACCAUCACUGGACAAGUCCGGCCUGGAACUGGCAGGUUCCAUGUGAAUUUACAGUGUGGUUCCAGCCCCGGUGCGGACAUUGCUCUCCAUUUUAACCCCCGGUAUGACGGGGACUCUUGUGUGGUUAGCAACACUUUCCAACAUGGCAAAUGGGGCGCUGAGGAGAGGAACAACAACUCCAUGAUCCCUCCUGGCUCUACCUUCUGCCUGCUCAUCACAGUCUGCCGUGAUUUCUACCAGCUGAAGAUCAACGGCUGGCAGUUUAUGGACUACAGGCAUCGUAUUCCAUUUUACCCGGUGGACACCAUCUCAGUAGGCGGGAACGUGACUAUAAACUCCAUCUCCUUCCAGAACCCCGUGUUCCCCGGAUACGGGGCCUUUCCUGUUCAGCCCGCCUUUCCUGCCUGUGUGGCGUUUCCACCUCAGUGUGGAUUCCCCCCGCAGCCAAGCUUUCCUCCUGCAAUGCCGACUGUUCCAUACAAGAACAGCAUCAAAUUCAAACCUGGAAAGUCCAUCACCAUCCAGGGGACCGUUCACCCAUCAGCCACAAGGUUCCACGUGAAUCUCAGCUAUCACUUCGGCAUCGCUCUGCAUUACAAUCCACGUUUCAGUGAUAGCAUUGUGGUUCGAAACACCAAGCAGGGGGAGCACUGGGGCAGCGAGGAGCGUGCUGGAGGGAUGCCCUUCCACCGGGGACAGCCUUUCAUGUUGACCAUCUGCUGUGAGAAUCAGUGCUUCAGGAUCCUGGUCAACGGAGCCCAGGCACACACCUACAACCACCGCGUGCCUCCGAACAAAAUUUCCUCUCUGGAGAUCGAAGGCGACAUCACUCUGACCUCUGUGGCGCUGUAGACCUGUGGCUGGCAUCUCGACGUCUUACACCGCAAAACCACAAGUUAUUGCAUCUAUCACUCACUUUGUGGUGAUCAAUUAAGAUUUGGAAUUUAUUGGAUAUUGUAUGUUCACCCUCUGCAUCUUUAAACCGUAUAUAAUCAUACGCUAUUUCGUCAAGACUGAAAGCAGUUCACCAACAGUUUGACUUGAGUCGUCUGCGGUUUGUCUGUUGUCUCACUGUGAUGUCGGUGAGGCGGGAAGUUGAAAUCACUGCACUAAAAGCAGCAACAUUGCGACAGACAAAAAAGUCCUCAAGUUCUUCUGUUGUUUACUGGAAUCCGCCUGAAUGCAGCUAGAGAGAAGUAAUUUUUUUAUUCUUUUUUUUGUCGUAACUGUUUAAUCUUUCAUGCUUUGUGAAACUGGAGAAAUUAAAGUUAAAUAUAAGAGCAUUUGUUA